Messenger RNA from Vicia faba (fava bean), 711 nucleotides. Lineage: Eukaryota; Viridiplantae; Streptophyta; Magnoliopsida; Fabales; Fabaceae. The record is from the annotation of a GenBank genome assembly.
AUGAGGAAAUUUUUGGUUGCUAGAGAAAAUAUUGAGAAUGUGAAUGUUGUGCAAUCGGAAGUCGAAUUAGAACCACCAUCUAAUGUGGUUAAUGAGUUUAAUCCAAAUGAGAUUGUGCGAGAUCCAGCUCAUAAGAAACAAAUUAAUGAGUAUGCUCCGGAUAUUCAAGACCAAGUGAGGAGGGCAUAUAUAUUGAAGGGUCCAAUGCAACCAGAUUUGCCAAGCUUUCCUCGUACUACAUUUGGGAGUGUUAAAAGAUCAUUUAGUAAAUCAUGGUAUAAGAAUUAUACAUGGUUAGAAUACAGUGAGAUAAAGGAUGCAGCUUAUUGUUUUUAUUGUUUUCUCUUUAAGAAACCCGGGAGGGCCGAGCACUUUGGUUUUGAAGUCUUCACUAAAAGUGGAUAUAGAGAUUGGAAGCAUGCAUCUCAAGGCUUGAAAGGUCACGUUGGUAGUCAUAAUAGUUUGCAUAACUCAUGUGUCAAGCACUAUGAUGAUUAUAAUAAUCAAAGACAAAGUGUGACAAGUAAGUUUGCUAAAGCAACCAAGGAAUCAGAAGAAUUAUAUAAGAUUCAUUUGACUUGUUCUUUAGAUUGUUCAAGAUAUCUCAUAGCACAAGGCAUGGCUUUUCGUGGCCAUGAUGAAUCCUCUACUUCUCUAAAUAAGGGUAAUUUUAGAGAGAUGGUAGAUUGGGUAAAAUCUCAAAAUGAAUAA